GCGCGCCCCGCCCUCCCUCCCGCCCGCGCCCGCCGCAGCGCCGCUCCCUGCAGCUGCCCGGCGGGGUGUGGGGGAGGCGGCCGCUCGCUCCCGCCCGCCCGCCCGUCCGCCGCCCUGCAGGCCGCCCCGAUCUCCUCAGAAAAUGAUGCACCCUGUUGCCAGCAGUAAUACAGCUUUCUGUGGGACCGGCAAGAGUUCUUGCCUUAACGAAGACAAUGUGAGAUCUGCCGAUCAGUUUGACUUGUAUGCCACACAGCAAAGUAAAUACAGCCACGCAGUCAGCCACAAACCAAUUGCAUGCCAGAGACAAGAUGCAUUGAACGAAUCGCACUUGCAGACCACAAGUGGCAGGAAUAUAGAGACAAAAGAUGAACUAAAGAAAAAGAAAAACCUCAACCGAUCUGGUAAACGUGGAAGGCCAUCAGGGACCACAAAAUCAGCAGGGUACCGAACCAGCACAGGUCGACCCCUGGGGACCACCAAAGCAGCUGGAUUUAAGACAAGUCCAGGCAGACCCUUGGGUACAACUAAAGCAGCAGGAUACAAAGUCAGCCCAGGCAGACCUCCAGGUAGCAUUAAAGCUCUAUCACGGCUUGCAAAUCUAAGUUAUACUUGUGGCAGUGCAGCUUUUCCCUACCCUAUGGUGCAUAACAGAGGAGUACAUGCUGCUGGUGAAACUAGUAGCAAAAUCAAACAGCCUAAUGAAUGAAAGGAGGGAAUUAGUAACUCCUUACUAAUCUGCUUUACUCUGAAUUUUGGCAUGUUUCUUGCAUUUUGUUGUAGUGUUUGCCUAAGUCUGAGAUUCUAGAUUUUAUUUUUAUUCAAAUAAUGCCAUAGGCUACUGGUGCAAUUCAGUAACUUUUCAAUGUUGAGAAGGCACUGGUUUAAAAGGUUUUUUUGUUGGUUUUAAAUCAUAAUUUAUAAGAAAGUCUGAAGUGAUGCAUUAUGCCUUGGUGUCGAUACUUAAGUAAUGUCCAUGUUCCUAGUUUUACAUUCAAUUUCUGGUAAAUCUAGUUGUGUCAUUAUGCAUUAAAUAAUUGAAAUAAGAAGGACAGAAUUAGCUGGCUGUUGGUUCAUGAUGUGGCCUAUCCCACAAUAAGGAACUCGGCCAGAUGAGUUCUUACUUGAUAAGAAAAAAUUUAUUAAGAAAGCAGCAAGCUACAUUUUCCACUUCUGCAGGAGCUUCUACAGACCUCAAAUAGAUACUUAAAAACUUAAAAAACAAACAAACAAUAAAACCCAACCUUUUUUUAAAGUGCUGAUUUCAGGUGGCUUUUGUUUCUGGAGUUGUAGCAUUAAGUCAAUUUCAACUGAUGCUCCAAAAAUAUUUUUGAAAAUAUUAAGGAAAACUGAGCAUUUGUACAGCACGUUACAGCUUCACAGCGCCUUAUUAAUAUGAGCUAAUUUGCCUUUAGGUGAUAGCUGUUCUUUUAGUUAUGCUGUUACAGGAUUCUGCUGUGUAAUUUUGAAAUGCCUAAUAGUACGUACACCAAACCACAAAUAAUUCUUUGAAAUUUGAAAUAUUUUAUAGGAAAUUAAGAACUGUUCAUUCUAGUUACGCACUUGGUUAAUAUUGAACAGUAUGUUUUUAAAUCUGUAAAUAGCUAUUUACACUGGUUUUUGCCUUUAAAAUCUGUGCUUAGGUGGCGACAGUUUAAUAGCUUUUAAAGUAUUAAUCUAUAAUGUUUACAAAUUAAACUUUUUAAAUAUACACUGUUGCCAAGUUUUCAGACUUAGUUUUGCCAGAUAUUCCUGCAAAUACAGUUAUUCCGUUGUUUGACACUUAGACUAUAUUUAAGUUAUGGAAGCUUAUAUAUCUACCAAAGGACGCCAUUUUCAUGAUUUAUAAAAGCAAACUGUAUAGCUGAUGCAAACAGGAUGCAGUUUACUGCACUGCUAGACCCCAGAUAUGAAGUAAUUCAUCUAUGCAUGCAAGCUGAAAAAAAUGUUGUUGGUUAACUAUAAAUACCUUUCUUGACUCAAACUAAAACCUUCCCUCCUUCCAAAAGAAAUGUUCCAUUUUUCAACUGGGUGCGUUUAAUUUUUUUUUUUACAUGUGAGAGAGUGUGUGAGUGUGUGUAUAAAAUACUUUAAUCUAGACUUCAAAAAAAUCAGUCCUCAAUGUUGCAUAUUGUUUGUUCUAAAUUUAUUUCACUGGAAUUAAUGCUUCCCCCCCCCCCAUCUGGAAGAAAGUUUAUGUUUAAGUUGUUUCACGUAUAAUAUGACAUUGUGAUAAAUUUGUAGCUUCAAAUAUCUGGGGAGGGGGAACAUAUAGAGUUUGCAGAUUUGGGGGAGCAUAAAAAUUUGGGUUAAUUGAGCCUGUGCUGAAUGAGUAAUGAUGCUGAUAAUUUUUGUUAACAUAAAUGCUAUUCUGGCCUGCUGUCAUUUUGAUGAGAACUCUUGAUUUCAGUGAUGACAACUUAAGAAACAGAUGUCAUGUUUCAUACCUUUUUUAUCAGGAAAAAAGCAGCAAGCCUUCAGGUGUUCCAGUGAUGCCUAACACAUAUUGAGCUGGACUUUAUGCUGUACUUUACAAUAGGUGUGUUGAAUUGUUUUGGGGGAACUGUGUAUGCACUGGCAACUAAGACAAUGAACCUCAACUAUACUGGAUGGCGCCUUAGUCAAUAGAUGAACUAAUGGCAACUAAACUGCUACUAAAAAAUAGUUUCUUCGUGCUGAAGCUAUGAAAUCCAGUUAUCCGUUCUGUUCCUCAACAAACUCGCAAGUCUGAAAUUUAGCAGUCUUUCUCAGAAUGAUGUAACUUCUGACACAUGCAAAAUGCUAACAUGAGUUAAUUCACCCUCAGGAUCUGUAUUGUAUUGGGAAUUUUUAAUCAGAUGAUUUUUCAACAAAAGACUGCUUUAAGUUCUUUCCUGAACUCAGCUGGGAAAGCAGUCCUCUUCAGCUGAAUGUAAUAACUGCAGGAGAGUCACACUUCGCUGGCAAGGAACGUGUUGCAUGUCACCACUGUACCUUGGAGAAACUCCACUUCUUACCUCCUCCUGUUUAUCCUGUUUGCUCCUGUUAGGUUUCUCACUUGUGCAUCUACUCAAUGGUGCUGUGCUGUGUGUCAGGAGAUAAUGCAGAUGUAUUGCUGUUCUGCUAGUAUAAUGAAUUUUGUAUUCAAGUAUGCUGAUGAAAUAAUGAAAUCAUCUAAGCAAUUUCUGUUCAUUACAGUGUUUAUUAAUUAUAUCAGAUGGAAUAUAAUCCCAGUAAAAAACAAUUAACGUUGUCAAUUGUGAAAUGAUGAGCAUAAAGUAGAAAAGUGUUCAGAGAGUCUGUAAUGGGCUGCCUGGCACUCUAGAUUUAGCAAGGAGACCAGAAGUGCACUGCUGGGCAUUUCCUAAUUCUGGUUUAUUUUUCAUCUGACUAUAGUUUACUGGUGCCGUGCAGUGAGGGGAAGAAAAAAGAAGUUAAGAGAUUCAAAGUGAACUAGAAGUGGAAUUUUCAAAUAUUUCUGCUUUUCCUGUGUAUAAUCUGCAGAAUACAUUGUGCUUUUUUUUCCAACACCUUUCUUUCCAUGAGAAACACUGAAACAGCAUGUUAAUGCCUAAACUUUAUUAGUACCAAUGGGAAAACUGGCCUUUUCCCCCCAUAGUAUGAAAAUGUUACUUGUAAGGUAAAUUGCUUAUUUUAUAUUAUAUAUCAUAAUUCAGCUAUUCAUAAGCUAGGAUCACUGUUGUGUGUUAACACUGUUCAGAAGAUCUACAUGUCAAGUUUGUUUUUUAAUAAUUUCUUUUAAUUAUCAAGUUUCUAAUGUCUUAUUUAUGCACAAAUGAAAUAUAUUAGCUUGCUAUUAUUCCUUAAUGAUGCUAUACAAGUUCACUGUUUAAUAUACAUAUAGUAACUACUAUUCAGUUUCUGAUUAAAUUUACUUAAACUUUAAAACCAAAUAAUUUUGCUACUAUAAAGUCUUGCACUGGACAUAUUCAAGAUGCUAGCACCAUAUUUUGGCAGAAAAAAAUCAGAUACCAUCAGAAGUGGCUGACUUUGAUAUCAAAGAUAGUAUUUUUAAAAUCAGCAGUUAGCUUUGUCAUUAAAGCAAUGUUCUUUAUAUCUUGGAUUUAGUUUAAACUAAUCAAAAUAACUAUGUAUCAAGAGCCAUUGAAGAUCUCUGUUCUGAAUGAAUAUAUUUUCAUUUUGUCUGAAAGAUCUUAGAGUUCAGUCAGGACAAAACCAAGCCUUGUCAGUGAAAAGUGAUGUGUCUGUGAAAAGAAUUACUUGGAACUACAAUACACAGAGUAAUUCAGAUGAGAAUUUAACUCCCUCCCCCAUUUUUGAAAAGCUUUAAAAGGCAGAGCAAUGUGAAGUCAUUUGUCCGAUGGUUUCAUCAGCUGUGACUCUGCUGUUCUUUGAUAUAUGUAUAAUAAUGUUUCAUGCUAUCCUUAGAGUUGACAGUUAAAACAGUUGGUAACAAUCAUAAAUACUUCAAAUUGCAGACUUCAUUUCUGACCACAAAAGAAGUUUAUUCUUCUCUAUUUUAAUGCAUAUAUUUUAACACUGCUUAAAUAUAUUUAUGACUUCAGUAGAGACUAGACCUCUCUCCUUGUGAUUUUUUUUUUCCAAAUAGAAAAAAUCUGUAUUCUGAAAUUUGAACCACUUUCUGAUACUUUAAUCUUUCAUCAUUUGCUUUUCCACAGGUUUACUUUGGGGGAAACAGUAAUCUGUUAAAUAACUAGUAUCAGCACCCCGUCCUCUGCUGUAAAAAGCCUGAUUAGAUACUGUGUAUGUUUUUAUGUCCAUGAACUUGAGCUACUCGUGUGCAAUUAUGUGUAUGGGAAUGGAGUAGUGUUCAUGAUCUGUAUUUACAUCAUCAUAUGGAUGUAUAUUUAUUAAUAAAGUUAAUACUUUAAAACCUAACAA
Messenger RNA from Harpia harpyja (harpy eagle), 4863 nucleotides. RefSeq names its product chromosome 20 C5orf24 homolog (gene C20H5orf24). The record is from RefSeq and is a predicted model, not a curated record. Bases 143 to 709 code for a protein of 188 amino acids. Lineage: Eukaryota; Metazoa; Chordata; Aves; Accipitriformes; Accipitridae. The transcript is spliced from 2 exons.